AUGCCGCCGCUUCGCCUCUCGCUGUUCGUCGCGGCGCUGGGCGCCUCCCGCGCCGCCGCCGUGCAGGUGAGCGUGUGCCGCGACGCCACGUACGAGAUCUCGGCGGACGCCGCGACGCUGUGCGCCGGCGCGGGCGCGGAGCCCGCGGGCUGGAGCUGCCCCAAGGCGGGCGACGUGGCCGUGGCCAACUGCCUCUCGACGCUCGCGUCGUUCCAGAGCGGGAGCUGCGUGGCGCCCGAGGACGCCGUGUGUCAGGUGGUGAACGGCGACACGUGGGGCUGCGUGCUGCCGUCCGUGGGCUGCAACGACGCCGCCCCCGAGGUGGAGGAGCCCAAGUGCGAGACGUGGGACUACAGCGGAGACGACUCGGUGGACGCCUCCGCGUCGUUUGACGGCAACGAGGACUACGACGAGAGCUGGUUCAUGCAGACGACCCAGCUCCGGGAGCUCUACGACUGCGGCCACAAGCCCACGCCUGCUCCAACGACCGCUGCACCGGAACCGACUGCGACGCCAGCGGCUACGGAGGGCAACGACACGGAGACGGAGACGACGGAGGCGCCGACCCCGACCACGGUGACGUCGUAUGGCACGGAGGAUAACGAGACGGAGACGCCGAACACACUGACGCCGUCGACGGAGGAUAAUGGCGAAGUGGCGGAGACGGACGCCCCGACGUCUACGCCCGCACCGGCAACUACAGAUGCCACGCAGACCGAGACGCAGACGCCAACUCCGACCACCACGUCGGCACCGGCGACUACGGUCAGUGGCACGGUGCCGCAGCCACCGACGCCGACACAGACGCCGACAGGUCCUGGGUGGGGCGGGUCGUCGAGCGCCGAGACUGACGGUGAAGUGACUACACAGGACGGGACCGGCGAGACUAUGCCCGACGGAAACGGUGACGCGAAUGUCGGAGAUGAGGAGGCUUUCUCUGGAAAGUCAACCACCUCGGUGAAGUUUGCCGCUACGGACGCUGCCGGGUUCGGAGGGCUCAGCGACGAGGUCGUGGCCGUGAUCGCUGCGGUGGCAGCUUUUGUUGCUGUCGUUGUGGCUGCAGUCGCGAUUGCAUUCGCAAGGAAGAGGCGCACGAUGGAGGCAGUGGAGGAGGAGGGCGAGGAAGACGAAGAGGAUGCUGACGAGUCUGAGGAUGAAGAGGAAAAGAGUGAUGCGGACUCUGCUGAUGAGGCUGAAGAUGUGGCCAUGGCUGUGCCUCCGACGCCUGCGGUGGUGACGGGGAAGAUGGCCACGACGCCCACAGCUGCAAGUUCGAAGGCCAAGACGCCAAAGACGACACCAACGGCGACAACCACAGCAGGAGCUUCAGCUGGGACGACGGAGGGCAUCAAGUCGUCUACUGCUGAGGACACGAAGGCUGCUGAGGACGACAAGGCGAGCGAGGAGACUGCAGAUGCGUCCGAGACCGUGGUUGCAAUUAGUGACGAUUGAUCAGGAUGUACACAUAUACCUCGGCAGUGACGAAGUGCUAAAUGUCGUAAUGUUUCAACAGCUU
Phytophthora sojae is the source of this 1516-nucleotide messenger RNA. RefSeq lists its product as hypothetical. Bases 1 to 1452 code for a protein of 483 amino acids. The record is from RefSeq and is a predicted model, not a curated record. The transcript has a single exon. Lineage: Eukaryota; Oomycota; Peronosporomycetes; Peronosporales; Peronosporaceae.